Oppia nitens is the source of this 2211-nucleotide messenger RNA. RefSeq names its product D-glucuronyl C5-epimerase B-like (gene Hsepi). The record is from RefSeq and is a predicted model, not a curated record. Bases 193 to 2211 code for a protein of 672 amino acids. Gene Ontology annotation, biological process: carbohydrate metabolic process; heparan sulfate proteoglycan biosynthetic process. Lineage: Eukaryota; Metazoa; Arthropoda; Arachnida; Sarcoptiformes; Oppiidae. The transcript has a single exon. Gene Ontology annotation, molecular function: heparosan-N-sulfate-glucuronate 5-epimerase activity. Gene Ontology annotation, cellular component: Golgi apparatus.
UUUACAUACACACGUGAUGUUCACAUAAACAAUAAUAUUGACAAUCGUUUAGUUGAAUCAAUCAAUCAAUCGUUUAUAAAGCAAUACAUACCACCAUCUGUUCACUAGAUUGUCUCCAUUAGACUACCGGUGCCGACCAAAAAGUUUACCGAUUGUGUCGUAUCAUGCCGUCCACCAUCAAUGACCACCUGAAUGGUCAAUAAAAUCUCCAGACAUCAUCUAUGGCCCGAAGUUGGCCCGACUGUUUGGACAACAACGCGCCGGACAAUGAAAUUUCAUCGCAAAUGUCUUCUGGUGUUAAUCGGCGCCACAAUAAGUAUUGUAACCAUAUUUACAUGGUUUACGUACACCAGACACACGCCGACAUAUCGCCGAUUGCUAUUGAGUCGCAAUACCAAUUGGCCGACGACGACACGGCCACUACCGUUGGCCGCCGCCGACAACAACAACGAUAAUCGUCUGGUAGACUAUACCGAUGUGGCGGCCAAUAGUCAUCGCAAUCAUCAUCAACAACACUAUAAGCGCUUCCAAGCUAUCGACUGUAUUAUCAACAAUGAAUAUGACUUGAAGUGCAUCAGAAGUAUCGACGGCGGCGGCGGUGGUGGUGGCGGUGACGACCACAAAGACACCGAAGUUUACAUACCGUUUGCAUUCAUUCAUAAGUACUUUGAAAUCGACGGCAAACUAACGAAAGACAAAACUAACGGCAAAGAUGUCUUCGAAUGGAGUCAUAGCUAUUCGAAAGUAUAUUUACCGAAAACACGGUACGACCCGAGCGGACAGUUUCUCUGGUUUGACAACUAUAAUGUCGAAGUACGCGAUCGUGUCCGAUGUGUUUCCGCUCGUACAGGUGUUCCCAUAUCCACUCAAUGGCUGUCCAGCGGACACUACUAUCCCAUACAGAUUGCACAGUUCGGCCUAAGCCAUUGGUCACGUCUAUUGGUGGCCGCCGAUGAUACCGUCGACGGCGGCAAACAGCAACCGCCGCAAACACUUGAUCUCGAUUCGGGCAUUGCGUUCAAUCGAAAAGCUGUUAACUAUUUGAUUCCGCGGACGGCUGUCUUCAAGCGUAUUGUUGCCGAAGAAGAUCCUAAUCGGAAAGUAUUACUAAUUGAUGGCCAAAAUAUUGUUAUGAAAUUGAAACAAAAGAGUCAAACAACUAAUAAUAACUUAUUAAUACUGGCUUUCGAUGUCAAACCGUUGGCCAACUUUUCGCUUAAAGCUAUCCUAAGAGUUAACAUUAGUAAUCAAUUGAAAGACUAUUCGCUUAUCUAUACGACAACCAUCGAUGACGAUAUAAUGGUGUCAUCUAAUGAAAUAUUCUACGCUAUCAACAACAACAAGAACAACAACAACAGUAAUCAAAGCCGCAGUGGCCAGUGGUCAUCGUUGACCAGAGAUAUCGGUAUUGACUUACAAAAAGGUCAGAAUAUGGCCGACAAGAGAUCAGCGGCGGCGGCGGUCAAAGGCAUCAAACAUUUGCGUCUGAUUCGGCUGGAAAUGUCCGGUUCAGCCUUGUUGGCCAACAUUAGACUAAUGUCGUCCGCACACGAAUUAAUGGCCAUAACUGCCGGCAAUUGGUUUCUGGCUAAUCAGCAACCGAACGGCGGUUUCAGUAUUAAAGUCAAUCGUAAACUAUCUAACGGUGCCCUGCAAUUGAAAACCGGUUGGUACAGUGCUAUGGCUCAGGGACAAGCUAUUAGCCUACUGGUACGCCUAUAUAAGCAUACCGGUCAGGACAGGUACUUGAAUUGUGCUAAACAAGCCCUGAAUUUAUUUGAUGUCGAUGUCCGGGACAAUGGAUUUCGGACCCGAUUUUUGGGCGACAAAUAUUUAUGGUUCGAAGAGUAUCCGACUGUUCCCAGUAUUUACGUAUUAAACGGUUUCAUAUACUCGCUGUUCGGUCUGUACGACCUGUCGUCGGUAACCGCAGCUAACGAUACAUACGGCCAGAAAGCCGGCCGUCUAUACAGACAGGGCAUACAAUCGUUGCAAUCAAUGUUACCCAUGUAUGAUACUGGUUCGGGUUCGCUGUACGACUUGAGACAUCUGGCACUGGGAUCACCGCCUAACAGAGCCCGUUGGGACUAUCACUCCACACAUAUCAAUCAGCUAUUGUUUUUGAAUACCAUUGAAAACAAUCCGCUAUUUCAGUCGACAGCCAAACGUUGGAUAUCCUAUAUGAAGGGCUAUAGAGCUCCGCAUAAUUAG